Messenger RNA from Thlaspi arvense, 1775 nucleotides. The record is from the annotation of a GenBank genome assembly. NCBI's taxonomy places the organism in Eukaryota, Viridiplantae, Streptophyta, Magnoliopsida, Brassicales, Brassicaceae.
CGACGUUUUCAUAUAAAAAUAUUAAUGUAAUAAUUAGCAGUUUGUGUAAAAUGUUUAUGCCACAACUUUCUAAAGUAAAGAAAGUAAUAAUAAUAAAAUUAAUUUUUUGAGAGAAAAAAAAAAACUAAUUUUUUCACUGCAGCAAAUCGGUAGUUAUUGAGGCUCCUCGUUCGCCGAUUGACGGACGCAACAGGCCAAGGCUUUGCCAACGCUAAAGCAAAUCAGAUCUUUCUUCUCUCUUUCUCUCUGCAUCGAAUUAAGCAAAAUUAGAAACGAACAGAGAGCGAUACUUUGGGCAGAGAACCCUAUUCGAUCACGAGAUCGUCGCAACGUUUCUCGUAAUCAGAACCGCGAAGAAUUCAGCAGAAUCGGAGUUUGCGAGCCGUGACGGUAGAAAUGCUCAAAGACGGAGAAGAGACUCCUUCUAGGCAUGAGAUCCUGAGUAUGGUGAAAAAGCACUCAAAAUCGUUAGGAAAGACGACUCUUGAUGAGCAAGAUGCGUCAGAUGUAGAGAUGGACUCGAAUUUCUGGCAUGGAGUGUUUGAUGUGUAUUUCAUUCGCUGCAUAGAAUCAAGGAGGAGGCAAGACGAUGAUCUUCUAUUUUUUGUGAGGAAAUUGAGUUGUAAAUCAUAUGGUUUGACUGAAAAUGAGGAAGCACCAGCUCCUUACUUCGUGCGCAGGUGGGCACCUAAGUUGGAUGAGCUUCUUGGUGAAAGUCUGGCUGAAGUUGAUUGGAGGAAAUCAUUUUAUUUGAACAUGGUUGCUCACACGUCAUUCACUGUUACCGUAGCAAUUUGCAGUCAUAUCAUGCAGGUUGUAAAAACUGUAUAUGCAUCACCUAGUCGCGUGAAUUUUCAUCUGGACUCAAAGAAGGCAAGUUUAGAAGUGGAGACAACACCUGCCUACCCAGAAAUUUGUUUUGCCGUAGAUGAUUUUGACUCAACCUUUGAUGCUGUGGUUCUGACAGAGAAAGAUCAUUGCUAUUGCGUACUUCUUAAUUCUCAUGAUGGGGCAGCCUUUCCUAGUGAAAAUGGAAAAAUUGAUAAGGAUUCUACUGGUUCUAAUACAAAUACUGAUCCUAGAAGGGUGAAAGAUCCUAAGGUUACUCUGUUUUCUGGGUUUGUCAGCUAUCAAAUGGUUCGAGAAGCCUAUGAAGGGGGAAGGAACCGGUUCGGAAGUCUUCUAUCACUAGUUCAUCACACAGGAAAAGCAGACAGACUUUAUAUGAAAGGUCCAGGAGGACGUGGAGAAGUCGAAGUAGCUGUUUCUGGCGUUAUAGAUCAGAGCCAAGUAGUUUUAGGUCCUGUUUCACCAAUGUCUUCGAAGAAGAGCAUCGAUCUCGGCUCCAUUUUCCGUAAAGCAGCAUCUGUUGCAUCUGUCGCAGCUAAACAUGCAAUUGCAGCUGCUACAGCCUCAUACGAUGAAGACGAGAUGUUCCCUCUUAAGUGCUGUUUAAUGUCCAUCUCAUUACCGUGGGACACUAUUGCUCAUGAUCUCUUAUUUAAGGGAUCUCCACCAGUAAACAUGGAUUAGAACAUUGCAACUCAAAUUAGAAGAAGAAAUGAAAGUGCAGGAAACAGGAGUUGUGUGUUUUGUCCCAAAUGAGUUAUGUUCUUUGAUUGAAUUCUCCUUUUGUGCUGUGACUUGACUCUGGUUUUACUACAUAACAGUUUAUACCUCCAACAAUAAAUGAAAGUUAAGUUGUGAAUUUGGAAAAAUAAGUCUAAUGUAAACUCGAUCUACAUAUUUGGUCUGCCUCGUUCCAUCAAGAAAUC